UCCGGAAGACGUGGCGGCUCUCCCCUGGGUUGUUUCCCGGCUUCUUUUCUCCCCACUUUGCUUAACGCCCUGGGCGCCCGGAGGUGCAGUAGCCGUUCCCCUCACCGCUGCAGCCAUGAUCUCCUUAACGGACACCCAGAGGUCUCGCCGCUCUCACCCCCAGUGAGAUGGACGCUUUGUUCCUGCAGAUGGCCACAAGAGAAAGUUUGAUGCGCGGUACCCGCGGUUCAUCCUUGGGGACGUUUCUGCACAUGACAAACUUGGGGUCGUCUACAAGUUACUGGCCGGUUGUUUGGGAGGCGGUAUUUUAGAUGUCACCUAUUAAAUUGGAAUGGGAUUAACAGGAUUUGGAGUGUUUUUCCUGUUCUUUGGAAUGAUUCUCUUUUUUGACAAAGCACUGCUGGCUAUUGGAAAUGUUUUAUUUGUGGCUGGCCUGGCUUUUGUAAUUGGUUUAGAAAGAACAUUCAGAUUCUUCUUCCAAAAACAUAAAAUGAAAGCGACAGGAUUUUUCCUGGGUGGAGUAUUUGUAGUCCUUAUUGGUUGGCCUUUGAUAGGCAUGAUCUUUGAAAUUUAUGGAUUCUUUCUAUUGUUCAGGGGCUUCUUUCCUGUGGUCAUUGGCUUUAUUAGAAGAGUACCAGUCCUUGGAUCCCUCUUGAAUUUACCUGGAAUUAGAUCAUUUGUAGAUAAAGUUGGAGAAAGCAACAAUAUGGUAUAACAACAAGUGAAUUGAAGACUCAUUUAAAAUAUUGUAUUAUUUAUAAAAUCCUUUGAAGAAUAUUCAGCACAAAAUUAAAUUACAUGAAAUAGCUUGUAAUGUUCUUUACAGAAGUUUAAAACGCAUAGUCUACAAAGUACCAAUAGCAGUUAACAAAGAAGCAAUGAGAACAGGCUUCUAAUCAAGUGAUCUGAGAAGUCAGCAAGCAAACUAAAGGAGAUGAACUCUAGGUUACAGUACUUAUUGAAACUCCUGAAGGCGAUUUUUAUUGUUUAUCCACAAUGUGCGAAGCACAGCCAUCCUUGGAGAACUGUGGUGCCUGUUUCUUUCCUUUUUAUUUUGAAGGUGCAGGAGCACGCAUAGGCAUUUGCUUUUUAGAAAUAUCCACUGGAAUGGCAAAAAUAUUUCCAGUUGCACUGUGUCUCUGAAAGUGAUGCAUGAGUUAGAUUGGAUUAUGUCAUUUUAAUGUAUUAAAACCAAGGAAAACCCAGUUUUGAUGUAUGAAUCACUUUUUUUUUGUAAACAUAUGGCUAAAAUAAAACAUUUGUGGUUCUUCUGA
Molecule: messenger RNA, 1274 nt
Organism: Acinonyx jubatus (cheetah)
Lineage: Eukaryota; Metazoa; Chordata; Mammalia; Carnivora; Felidae
Gene: GOLT1B
Product: golgi transport 1B
Exons: 6
Coding region: 332-715 (127 amino acids)
Biological process (GO): retrograde transport, endosome to Golgi; endoplasmic reticulum to Golgi vesicle-mediated transport
Cellular component (GO): membrane; endoplasmic reticulum
Source: RefSeq, a predicted model, not a curated record